UUGUCGUUAUUUGGGAUUGUCGUGAUUUGGGAUUAUAUCUGGUCCCUGGGGGUCAUCCUGUACAUGCUGGUGUGCGGCGUGCCCCCCUUCCAGGAGGCCAACGACAGCGAGACUCUGGUGAUGAUCCUGGACUGCCGCUACUCCUUUGAUCUCCAGGAUGCUGCAGAAGGACCCGGCCCGCCGGGCCUCUCUGGCCCAGAUCGAGGCCCACGGCUGGCUCCAGGGGUUGGACAACCCCCUGCUCAGCCCGGAGCCCCCCCCCCCUACUGGCUGUCCGGGGCCCUGUCCCCCACCUCCACCCGCUCGGGGGCCUCCGAGUGCGGGGACCUUCUGGCCUCCAGGCCCCCCGGGCCCCACCAGGCCUCCCCGGGCCCCUGGCAGCCCAGCCUGAGCCUCAGCAUAAGGCCCGCCCCCCCCACCGAGGAGCCCCCGGGGGGGCGGGGCCUAACCGCCCUGCAGCAGAUCUGCGAGGAGGAAGAGGAGGAGGAGGAUGAAGAAGAGGAGGAGGAAGAGGUGGAAGGAGGUUCAGGUGAUGCUGAGGAGAAACAGGAAGUAGCAGACAAUCAGGAAGUGGAGGAUCAGGAUGAGGAUCUGGGGAACUUUGUGGAGGACAAAACCGAAACGGGGAGCCAAGACAGUCGCCGUGUGAUCUCAGAUCAACCUGUCAAUCACGCCGACGGGCGGCUAGCCCCGCCCCCUUUGGCGCCCGCCUCCCCCCCGCCCGAAAUUAGUCUGUCCUGCUGUCCAGGGCAACCGGAGGAAGAAGAGGAGGAUGAGGAGGUGGAACCCAACAAUAACACCAACAAAAACAAGCCUCCUCCCACUCCUCCUCCGAUCCCAGAGUCGGACUCCUGCCUCUCCUGUGGCUCCGCCUCCUCGGGCAGGGGGGCGGAGCCUAGGGAGGAGCCUCGGGGGGAGGAGCCGAAGGGGGCGGAGCCUAGCGGGAAGCAGCACGGCGUCAAGCUGCGCCAGAGACUCUUCCAGUUCCCGCUGUGCGAAAAGGCGCUGGCCUUCAACCUGCCCUCCACAAACAAGCCCAAAAUCCUGCCGCUGGCGCAGUACAACUGCUGCCACGUGCUGUGA
Messenger RNA from Menidia menidia (Atlantic silverside), 1083 nucleotides. The record is from the annotation of a GenBank genome assembly. Lineage: Eukaryota; Metazoa; Chordata; Actinopteri; Atheriniformes; Atherinopsidae.